AAAGUGGUCGCUCUGUUUGGCACCCUUGUGUAGUUGCUCUGUUAAAUACGUAAGUGUAAGCAAAGUUACCAUAGGAUGUAAUUUGAUAAACGGUUUAAUGGUUACUUACUAGACUUAUUAACGUUUAGAGUUUAAAAUUUCUCACUUAUAAGGUUGUAAUAGAAAAAAAAAAUAUCGUAAGAAACACUGUUUUGUAAUAAUACAAAUAAGGUAGGAUUAGCAAGAUAACGGGAACUAUUUUACAAACUUUUCCUGCUGGGAUUAGCUGCAGAUUGCUGGACUUAAUGCUAGGAUAAUCUUUAUAUAAUCUUCUGAAGUUCGGUCGUUCAGCUGUUGAUCAUGUCGAUUCAACUACCAUUUUCUCCGUCGCAUGUUAAACUGAAACUGAAAUUUUGGAACAAACGCUCAAUUUCCAUCAACGAUUGUGACUCUGUUUACAAAGGGGUGUAUAUGGGAAACGUGGUAACGCCGUGGGCCAAGGGUGACACUUGUGUUGACAUAGCUUUGGCCACGUUGUGGACUAACUACUUUACGAAUGUUAAACAGGAUACUUACAUGACGAUAACUGUGUGUAACUCGGGUCUAAAAGCAGUGACAAAGGAGCAUGGACUUACGGAAUACUGGGCUAAUCGCAUCACCUACUGUGCAGCACACCCUCAGUAUCCUCGGGUGUUCUGUUGGGUGUAUAGACAUGAAACUCGCCGCUUUAAGCAAGAGCUCCGCUGUCAUGCUAUUUUAUGCGGUAAGGAAGAUAAAGCUCAGAUAAUGGUAAACCAGUUGAAUCAAAAGUUGACUGCUGCGCUUCAGGAGUUUCGUCGGGAAAAACUCACCCGACAAAAAGCACGAUUGACGGUAACCAACUCCACGUCUGUGAUCCCUACUUUACCACGCCGCAAACAGCUUCUCAUCACUGGGACGGCUAACUUUCGGCCGCCCCUGGAACGAGCAAGAAGUGCUCCUAAGCUGACUGCUAUCGAAGAACUAGAAGAAGAAGAUUCAGAAUUCGAAGAAGAUCUGAUCACUGACUUGGCCAUUUCAGAUCUUGAAUCAUCUUUAGAUGUGGUGAUAGAUGAUGUUCAACAGUUCGCGAGCCCGGAUGUUGGUUCUGUUUCUGGUCAAUAUACGAGUCCUGUACAGUUCAAUGAGCUAGAUAUUAAGCUCCAAAAAAUACCAUUCACUGACGACAGGACUCGUGGUGAUGGUGAUAGUGUUUCAACUGAAUCCGGAUACGGAGAGGAUAAAGAAAUAAGCUUGAAUACAUUUUCAGAUGAGGAUUAAUAUCAGCCAUAGGUGUUUCCAUGGUAGCUUUUGCACUAAACUACUGUAUUUUUGACAUUGUACCAUUUAUUAAAAAGAACUUGUCUCAGUUUUGACCUUCUUUUAUAUAUGUGUGUCGCACUCUUGUACCAUUUUUAAUUUCUCGUGGUUACUGAAGUUUUGUGUGAAUUCUAUCCUGAAUCCUACAUUUAUUUUGUAACCAAUAUGCCGACAUCUUAUUCGUGAACACAAUAAUAAUCUUAAGAACUACGUGAAGACUUACCUUUUUAUACGAGGGAAAUUAAUCUAACUUACCUCAAACGUGUAUUUUGUGCCAUGAGUUUUGAAUACCGUUCGUUACCGAAAUAAAGCAUAUCCAAAUGAACGUAGUCUAAAACAAUUCAUUAUCAGAAAUUUGGGUUUUUCUUUGUAAAGGCUAAUUUUAAACACUGAAUACGGAUUCAUAGUUCUAUGGUUUGUUAACCAGUCUUCAUUGCGAACGGUCUUGUUCCAUGGCAAUCAACAAUUAUGAUGUAUAUGUUGGAUUGAAAAUAUAGAACUUAUAGCUUAUUAAAUAGUUUCCAUGUGUGUGUUUGUCAAGAAAUAUGUGCAUAUUCAACAUUAAGUAAUAGGAACAUGGCUCUGAAACUAUUUACAGAUUAUAAUGAUUUUACUAAACAGAUUUUGUGUUAACAGAACAGUAACAGUGAUUUUAUUUAGUCAGGUUUUUGGUUAACAUAACAACAAUGGUGAUUUUAUUUAGUCGGGUUUUAU
Molecule: messenger RNA, 2031 nt
Organism: Limulus polyphemus (Atlantic horseshoe crab)
Lineage: Eukaryota; Metazoa; Arthropoda; Merostomata; Xiphosura; Limulidae
Product: protein FAM43A-like
Exons: 1
Coding region: 340-1278 (312 amino acids)
Source: RefSeq, a predicted model, not a curated record